Molecule: messenger RNA, 1881 nt
Organism: Nipponia nippon (crested ibis)
Lineage: Eukaryota; Metazoa; Chordata; Aves; Pelecaniformes; Threskiornithidae
Source: RefSeq, a predicted model, not a curated record
AUGUUGCCAAAGGUUGAAAAUGUGAAAUUACUGGAUCGCUAUACAAAUAGGAAGGCAGCAAAUGGGACGUUAUACCUGACGGCUACGCACCUGAUCUAUGUAGAUGCUUCUGCUGAAGUCAGAAAAGAAACAUGGAUUUUGCAUCACCAUAUUGCAACUGUAGAAAAAUUGCCUCUGACCACGGCUGGAUAUCCACUCCUCAUUCACUGCAAGAACUUCCACAUGGCUCACUUUGUUAUUGGGCAGGAACGUGACUGUCACGAAGUGUAUACCUCCUUGCUUAAACUUUCACAACCAGUGAAACCUGAAGAACUUUAUGCUUUCUCUUAUAAUCCUAAAAUGUCUAAAGAGAACCGGGAGAUUGGAUGGAAGCUGAUUGAUUUAAAAGUAGAUUACCAGCGUAUGGGAAUUCCGAACGACUAUUGGGAAAUAACGGAUGUUAAUAAAGACUAUGAGGUUUGCAACACAUAUCCUCCAGAAAUAGUGGUGCCUAAAGCUGCUAAUAAGGCAGUGGUGAUCGGAAGUUCAAGGUUCAGAAGCAGAGGGCGGAUUCCGGUGCUUUCUUACUUAUAUAAAGAAAACAAUGCUGCCAUAUGUCGUUGUAGCCAGCCUCUCUCCGGGUUCAGUGCGCGCUGUCUGGAGGAUGAACAAAUGCUGCAGGCCAUCAGAGAAGCCAACCCUGGGAGCCCCUUCAUGUAUGUUGUAGACACAAGGCCAAAGUUAAAUGCCAUGGCCAACCGAGCUGCUGGGAAGGGUUAUGAGAAUGAAGAUAAUUAUGAUAACAUUCGCUUUAAAUUUAUUGGCAUAGAAAACAUCCAUGUGAUGCGGAACAGCUUGCAGAAACUCCUGGAAGUGUGUGAAACGAAGUCCCCCUCCAUGAGCGAUUUCCUCACUGGGCUGGAGAACUCAGGUUGGUUACGGCACAUUAAGGCUGUGAUGGAUGCAGGUGUCUUUCUUGCCAAGGCUGUGAAAGAUGAAAAGGCUAGCGUGUUAGUCCACUGCUCCGAUGGGUGGGAUCGCACAGCGCAGGUCUGCUCCCUGGCUAGCCUCCUCUUAGAUCCAUUUUAUAGGACUUUUAAAGGCUUCAUGAUUCUAAUAGAAAAGGAGUGGAUUGCAAUGGGCCACAAGUUCUCACACAGGUGCGGCCAUUUGGAUGGUGACCCCAAAGAAGUCUCCCCUGUCUUCACUCAGUUCGUUGAAUGUGUCUGGCAGCUCAUGCAGCAGUUCCCGUGCACAUUUGAGUUUAAUGAGCGUUUCCUUCUUGAAAUCCACGACCAUGUCUACUCCUGCCAGUUUGGGAACUUCCUUGGCACCUGCCAUAAGGAGCGUGAGGAUCUGAAAAUCUUUGAGAAGACCCAUUCUCUAUGGCCUUUCCUCUUGCAGAAGAAGCAGGAAUUGAGAAAUCCUUUGUACAGAGGAUUUACAGCUUACAAAGAGCUUCAACCAAACACACUACCUUUCAGUUUCCAGUUUUGGUGUGGGAUGUAUAAUCGCUUUGACAAGGGAAUGCAUCCAAAGCAGUGUGUAUUGGAUCAUCUGCUAAGCUGUGUGAGCCAAAAGAUGAAACUGGAGGACAAUGCAUCUGAACUGGAAAAUAAACUUCCCUUCCUUGAUGGUCCUUUGCCCAGUGAAGCUUGCUCCUUAUCUAAAGUAGGAUACGCUGCUUCAAAAACACCGAUGCUCAACACUCCUCAGGAUUAUGAAGUGGAACCCCCUCCUGCGUUAAGCAACGGCGCCUCAGCAGGGGAUGUAGAUGUUGUGUCAGAUGUGGACCGAAAGCACAAGGAGAACCUGUUGCAUCACCAGGGCCUCCACGAUCUUAGUGACGCCAUUGAUGUUUUGGACUCCAAAGCCAAGGAGGGAAAGCUGCAGCACCACUGA